Paramuricea clavata is the source of this 327-nucleotide messenger RNA. The record is from the annotation of a GenBank genome assembly. NCBI's taxonomy places the organism in Eukaryota, Metazoa, Cnidaria, Anthozoa, Malacalcyonacea, Plexauridae.
AUGUCUAUUCAAAAUGCUGAGAAGGAUAUCAAACUCCUACACGGGCAAACAUCAAGCAAUAAAGAAUUUAUAUCAAUUUACGAUGAACAAAUUGAUGAAAUUCAACAAUAUCUGAGAAGAGACUGCGUCGAAAUAACAGGUAUACCAGUCACUUCUGUAGACGAUCCUAAGAUUUUAGCUAAGGAGCUGGGUGAUCUAAUGGAAGUUCAAGUUGAUGAAAGGGACAUAUCCACAGCUCAUAGAUUACCUGCAAGUAAGAAAGUUAAAGAUCAUAUAAUAGUCAAGUUUGUAAACCAAGAUAAGAGAAAUGAAUUUUAUCAGAGGUGA